CUACGUCACAUAUCGUUAGUAACAGGCGACCGAUGAGGACGAUACUGUUUUUUCUGCUCCUCUCGAUCCAUUUUUGGCUGAAGUGAAUUUUCUCUUCACGAAUAUUAACGAAAGUAGGUUUGUGAUUUUUUUUCUCUUGAUUUACGGUGUAGUUACGCCCAGUGGACAUUGACAACUAGGACUUAUGUUAUCAGCUCCAUUCGUUUUAUCUGCAUUCGGAGCAGAACACAAUUUUUAAUCGCCGAUCUGAUGUGCAUCAAACAGUAAAGCCAACUUUGAAGGUCUCCUACCAAACCACAAUACAGCUAAAACUAUUGGUCAGUGUGGUAACUAUAUUCACGGAUAGGAUUUUGUCUGGAAACGUUCAGAAAUCUUGUUGGAAGUUCGCAGUAACUAGAAAGCAUAAUCCAACAUUUUCACAAGUUUGGAGUUGCCAUCUCGGAACUUGAACGCAAACCUUCGGUUUGAGGACAUUAUACGUCACGGUGUCUCUGCUUCGACAUUGGUGUCAUGUCACCUGACAGAAGGGUCAACAGAUUGUAAGGAGACGGUACCUUAGAGGUUCCCCAUACGCUUCUCAGUGGCAAUCGCGAAGUUUGUAAAGGUCAACCCAAAGCAGAGGACACUUUACUGCAGACAGUUUGAGGUUUCGUGCAGCUGCUGGUGGAGGCGAUUGUGUUUGUCAAAAAGACACCUUUAGCUCGGAAUCUAAGAUGGCCACGUCGACUAUGGUAACGACUGUCUGGGCGUAUACGAGGCGAAGGCAUCGAUCCACCGUCCAUCCCCCAAGUGAUUUGAACAUUGGCGGCAACAUGGCCAACAGGGAACCCGACCGUCGCGUCAAUUUCCCUGCCGCGGAGCAAGUGGGAACAGACGAACAGGAGGAACAAGGGGACAGUACCGAGGAGGAGAGACGACGAAAUGAGACUUUCUAUCAAGCACGGAAAAGACAGAUCAGAGAAUAUUUUGAGACUCGAUUCGCAGAAGCUGAUUUUGUCAUCGACCCAGAGGGCGAUAAGAUCUAUGUGUGGAUGGGUCUGGUGACCUUUGCUGUUCUCUACAACGUGUGGAUGAUCAUCCUACGGAUAGCCUUCAGAGAGAUGCGGGAGGAGAUAGUCAACCGCCGGGUCUUUGGCACAAUAGACUUUGCCAGUGACGUUGUCUUCUUCCUAGAUAUACUCGUCAACAUCAGAAUAGCGUUCCUUGACCAAGGAUUGCUGGUUAAAGAUCCUCGAAGAUUGAUAGCGUAUUACAGGAAGUCGGUUCGAUUUAAAUUGGACAUUUUGGCCAUGAUUCCCUUGGGCACAAUGGCUCUGCUUUUAGGAGAAUUGGCCGACAAAGAUGUUUUCAACGUUCAUUUUGAUGUCGACAGUGAUAAUAUUCUGAUUCCAGUGUUGAGACUUCCGCGCCUUCUCAAGUGGCAUACCAUGGAAACGUUUACAUCAAUGUGUGACACGAGAACAAGCAAUCCCAAUCGUGUGCGAGCCUUUAAACUCAUCAUGUACCUCGGAGUGAUCAUUCACUGGAUCGGCUGUUUUUACUACAUGCUGUCAGAUAUGGAAGGUUUCGGUAGCAACGAUUGGGUGUACCCGGCUGAGGAAGCAUCACAGGGACUCUUGAGAAAAUAUAUCCUGUGCAUCUAUUGGUCAAUGAUGACCCUCACAACAAUAGGCGAGACGGAUCCACCGCACAACGACAUUGAGUACGUGUUUACCGGAAUUACUUUUCUUGUGGGUGUGUUUCUGUUUGCGGCUGUUGUGGGCAACGUUGGUGACGUCAUCAGCAAUAUGAACGCAGCCAGGCAGGAGUUUACUACAAAAAUGGAUGCAAUUAAGUUCUACAUGAAUCACCGUAAAGUGCCUGAUGUUCUGCAAACCCGCGUCAAGAAAUGGUCGGACUAUGCCUGGUCCCGGACCCAAGCGUUGGAUGAUCAGACGUUUUUGGAAAUCCUUCCUCCGAGACUACGGGCAGAAAUCGCCAUCCAUGUUCAUUUAGAAACGCUCAAAAAGGUCAAAAUUUUCGAGGAUUGCGAGCAAGGUCUCCUAUGCGAGUUGGUUCUGAAGCUGCGGUCGCAGAUAUUCUCCCCGGGCGACUACAUCUGCAGACGGGGCGAGAUAGGACGGGAAAUGUACAUUAUUAAUCACGGCAAAGUCCAGGUGGUAGUGCAAGACGCCGAAACCCAACAAAGCAUGGUCGUCGCCACUCUGUCGGAGGGUAAUUACUUUGGGGAGAUCAGCUUACUCAAGCUGGAUGAGGGGCAGAACCGGCGUACGGCCGACGUGGUCUCGCUGGGCUACUCGGAGUUGUUGUGUCUCUCCAAGAAAGACUUGAUGCAGGCCCUGGUAGAAUACCCGGAUGCCAAGAAGGUUCUGGAGAAACAUGGCAGGGAUAGGAUGGAGAAAAACAAAGAAGCGGCCAGGAUGCAACGGCGAAAGUCCGAAGCCACCUUGCAGGUACCGGGUCAGGAGCAGCUACCGAAGGGGUCAGACGACAAGGCGGGCGGUAACGGCAGCGAGCAAGCCGACGGCAACGGCCGGGCUGGAGCCGGUGGACAGGCAGGAGAGAUCGGUCUACGGGCACAGAUUGAACUCAUCUCCAAACUGGCCAUGAAAGGAAAGGAGAUGAGUGAACUGAGACAUAUCAUCAACGAACUCAGGAACUUUGACAGUAUGUCCACAAAGGCGAAAAUACACCAGCUUUCGCACAAGUGUGAUGAACUAUGGAAGAAAUUACGGCAGAAGGACCUGGAUUUGAAGCGAGCCCUGAGACGGAUUUCGGAGCUGGAGAGUCGCAUAACUGCGGGGACUAAUGGGAUCGGCCGCGCCCCUAGACGAUUCAGCCAAGCUUUGGUCAAACGGUCCAGAUCGUUACACCUGACAGCCUAUGAUGAAGGUAGUCUAGACGAUGAGUCCUCGCUAUGGGCUAGCCUGGAUAGCGGCGACGGUACCGAGAAUGGGUACUCACCGACCGGUCUGUCCAACGGUCACGGACCCCAUUGGGCCGGGGGACUUACGGGUAAGGACAAUCCUAGGACUCCCUCCACGGACAAGUCACCGGAGCACAGCCCGAGACGAGACAAGUACGUCAAGGAGGUCAUCGUGCCCGGCAUCCAAGUCAACGGAAAGGUCAAGCAGGAGCCGGUCACCAUGAAGUGGGAGGUGUUCGCCGACGAGGAGCAGUCAGAUCAGGCUAACGACUCCGAGAUUGAGAAGACCAUGUCCCAGUUACGACCGGCCAUCGCCAGCCUGGCCCUACCAGCCUCCGGGCGUGGGUCCGGGAGCAUAUCGGAUGCGUCCUGCUACAGUGAUGCUAGCUUAGACAGUGACUUAUGAUAGAUGUAAACAAAUCACAAAGGAUGUAAAUGCUCCCUUCUCCUUAGAUCUUUAACCCCGCCAACAGAGAAGAGAUGCUUGAUGUCAGCUUCAUAGGUACUAUAUCCCCCACCAUUUUUGGUUCACUUGGCUCAUUUCGUCUUUCACUAUUUCAAUUUUUGUGCUUACUAAACAAGUAUACGAAAUCAUAGGAAACGUGGAUAGAAAAAUGAUCAAUUCCUCUUAUUAAGAUCAUCGCACAUAAACGUUCUAUAGAGGCUUUACACUUCUUCAAUGGCAGCGGCCCCUGUCUAUUAAAGUCGUGCAAACAUUACAUGUUGAGUGCAAAAUUUUUGCACGCAAUCACAUUGUGACAUUAAAACAGUACCAGCCAGGCCACAGAAAACUGAAAAUGUGUAUAGUGAUGAUGCAUGGCUGUGUAGACAAAUUGGAGCCUGCCCUUUAUGUACAUGUGUACCAAUUUCGAAAACUAGAGUUUUGGUUUUUUAUUUCUAUUUUCUAGCAAUACAAAGAUAAUAUGUUUGCAUAAUACAUCCACCACAAAUGACUGGUUUCCGUCCUUAUCGGUAUAUAUAUAUAUAUACAAUGUAGGGACCCGGGAACCAGUCGAUCUGCAAGGCAGAUCUCUUUAUGCGCAAAAGCAGAACAAAAUAAAAACAUUUUCGGAGGGUAGCUGUCGCCAAAAAAGGGAGAAAAGGUAGGUUUUGCGAUAAAGUAAAACAAAGGCCCUAUCUUGAACCUUCGAAAUACAUCUAUAAUCUCGUUGUGCUUGAUUAUUUUCCUGUUUUUCAAAAUUAGUACUAUGCUUGUUUGUAGCCUAUUCAUGUGGUAUCAAUUGUUUAUUUUGUCUUAUUUUGGAUUGUUUUUCUUUUAUUCAGAGAAUCAGUGACAAUUGAGUCUGUUCCUUUCUGACCUGUUAUGGAACCAAGUCGUUGUCGCCGGAAAAAAAUGUCACAGUUAGUUUAAAUUGUCAUUUCGUCACUGACUUGUAAUUGUUUGGUUGAGAUUCUUCUUGUCAGUACGUUUUUCCUCACGUUGUGGUUGGGAGUUAUUCAUUAAAUAUCAAUGUUGGUGCUCUCAAAAUUCGCAAUGUUCAUGGUUCGACCGACCGUGGCCCGAUUCUUGGAGCGAUAGCAGAAACACAAAACAUGUACUAGACACAAUCUCCAUCCAAUAUUAUAAUGUUUGCCUAGCACAUUGUUUUUAUGCAAUAUUUUCUACUGAGCAGCCGCGAACAAUUGGGUCCAGCUGCUCAUUAAUUAUUAACUUGCCCCAAGAUAUACCUAUGAGACUUUAAUUUAUCAACGAAGACCGUAUUUCUAAAUUAAAUGUCACGUACAAUUUUCUGUUUAAAGUACUCAUGAAGGUCUGUAUUUUAUUUUGUGUCCUCAAGCCACUGUGUUCAGAACAAAGUUGGAAUUUUUUUAACAUUCAUAUAUUAUAUUGUAUCUGUUCAUGACAACUUAUCGCCUGUGUUUUGAGUUCCAGAAUUUUGUUAUGAGCUUUAUCUAAUUAUUUUCAAAGCUCUGGAUGGUGUUAUAUAUAUUUUUUGCCUGGUGCAGGCGUGUUACGCUAUACGCGAUACAAAUACAUUAUAUUAACUCUAAUCUACGUGUUAGAAUCUGUCUGGAGUCAUGCUGUAUGUGACUUUGUAAUGAACUUUAAAAAUCAAUAAAGAUUGA
Patiria miniata (bat star) is the source of this 5014-nucleotide messenger RNA. Its product is annotated as cyclic nucleotide-gated channel rod photoreceptor subunit alpha-like. Gene Ontology annotation, cellular component: membrane. Gene Ontology annotation, biological process: transmembrane transport; potassium ion transport. NCBI's taxonomy places the organism in Eukaryota, Metazoa, Echinodermata, Asteroidea, Valvatida, Asterinidae. The transcript has 22 exons. Gene Ontology annotation, molecular function: voltage-gated potassium channel activity; protein-containing complex binding. Bases 714 to 3332 code for a protein of 872 amino acids. The record is from RefSeq and is a predicted model, not a curated record.